CUCACGCUUCCACGAGUUCUACAGAAAGCGGUGCUCCGAACAGCGGCUUUUUACCUGUUGAGAAAAAUACAACAAAAAGAGACCCAUAUAGCGAAGAAAGAGCUCCGAAAGCUCUUCUUUCACGCUCAAUGGCCUACCAUUUCUUCUCCGAUAUUUGUAGAUUUCAUUUUCAAGGUUGUGGUUCCGCUCCUGCAAUUCUGCCUCAAGCCUCAGAGCCCAUGAAUCUCUUGAAGACUUAGAAUCCCAUUGAUGAGAAUCACAAAGAGUGAUACUUUAUGGCGAGGGCACCAUCAUCUAUCGUAGUCUUCAUUCGCCAAAACCCUCGCACUCGCCAAAACCCCAAUACCCAGAUCCGAAGCCUCACUUUUGAGAACAAAGAAGGUGAUUGUGGCAACGAAGAAACCAAACCAAACCCACAUCGCGAACCAUCACAAAACGCACAGAAUGAGUUCACGGAGAUUGCCAAAGAGGUUUCUAAGAUCACGAGAACGAAACCCAGAUGGGAGCAGACCCUGCUCUCCGAUUUCCCUUCCUUCAAUUUCUCUGAUCCCAGGUUUUUAAACGAGGUAAUGAAGCACCAAAACAAUGUGCUUCUCUCGCUCCGUUUCUUUCACUGGCUAUGCUCUCACAGGGGUUUCUUACCUGAUUCGUUGUCGUUGAAUGCGCUUUUUGAUGCGCUUGUUGAGGCUAAGGCCUGUAUUGCUGCAAAAGAUUUUCUUGAUUACACGGGUCUUAAGCCCGAGGCGGCUUCUUUGGAGUGUUACAUUCGGUGUCUAUGUGAGGAUGGGUUGGUCGAGGAGGCGCUUGGCGUGUUUGAUAGGUUGAGAGGGGUUGGAGUUUGCCCAUCGAUAGCUACUUGGAAUUCGGCUUUAUCAGCUUUUCUUAAGGUUGGGAGGACUGAUCUUGUUUGGAAAUUAUAUGUAGAGAUGAUGGAAUCUGGUGUUUUGACAAAAGUUGAUGUUGAGACUGUUGGGUAUCUUAUUCGAGCUUUCUGUGAUGAUGACCAAGUUUCAAAAGGUUAUGAACUUCUUAGACAGGUUUUGGAAGAUGGGUUAGACCCUGGAAAUGCUGCUUUUAACAGAUUGAUAUCUGGGUUUUGUAAGGAGAGGAAAUAUACCAAAGUAUCUGAACUCCUUCACACGAUGAUUGCAAAAAACCGUGCUCCUGAUAUUUUUACAUAUCAAGAAGUCAUCAAUGGGCUCUGCAAGAAAAGAAAGCCGCUUGAGGGUUUUCGGGUCUUCAAUGAUCUAAAGAAUAGGGGGUAUGCCCCCGAUAGGGUCAUGUACACGACAAUGAUUCAUGGUCUUUGCAAGAUGGGAUUGCUUGGGAAUGCUAGGAAGCUGUGGUUUGAGAUGAUUCAGAAGGGUUAUAUUCCAAAUGAAUACACAUACAAUGCACUGAUUUUUGGGUUCUGUAAGAUUGGUAAUCUUGGAGAGGCCAGGAAGCUGUACAAGGAGAUGUGUGAUAGAGGUUACAGAGAAACCACGGUCAGUUACAAUACAAUGAUUGCAGGGUUGUGUUCAAAUGGAAGAACAGAUGAAGCUCAUAAGCUGUUUGCAGAAAUGCCUUGGAAGGGUGGUGUUCGUGAUGUGAUCACAUACAACACUCUGAUUCGAGGUUUUUGCAAGGAAGGCAAGAUAGUAGAGAGUACAAAUCUGUUAAAUGAACUCCUGGUGCAGGGAUUACAGCCAUCAACUCCCUCAUUUACCCCCAUUAUUAAAAAGCUUUGUCAGGUGGGAGACAUUGAAGAAGCCAAAAAGUUGUGGAAUGAUAUGCAAAGUAGGGGUCUGACACCGAUGGUCUAUACUCAAGAUCAUAUCAUUACUGGCUUGUGUGAGCAAGGAUAUGUUAAAGAGGGGAUGGAAUGGUUGUUAGAAAUGCUGAAGCAUAAGCUCAAACCAAGAGAAGAUACUUUUAAGAGACUGGUCCACCGUCUCUUACAAAGGGACCAGUCUGAUGAUUCUUUACUUGUAUUAGAUUUUAUGUUGAAGAUAGGUUAUACUCUCGAAAGGCAUAUAUGCCAGUCUCUGGUUAAUAAACUUUGCAAAGAGAAUUCCGGAUUUGCCGAAACACGAGUAGCAGAUAUCUUAGGAUGAAUGUGAGGUAUCAAUACUCUUCUGGAUGUUGUUUGUAGCUUUUAUGCCAUAUUUAUGAUCAAAUUUACCAAGAGGAUCAGUUGGGUGUUUUUUUAAU
Molecule: messenger RNA, 2193 nt
Organism: Corylus avellana
Lineage: Eukaryota; Viridiplantae; Streptophyta; Magnoliopsida; Fagales; Betulaceae
Source: RefSeq, a predicted model, not a curated record